AUGCAGGCCAUUCAGUUUUCGCAGACCGGGGACGCCUCUGUCCUCCAGCUUGUCGAUAUCCCCAAACCAACUCCCAAGCCCGGCCAGAUCCUCGUGCGCAACCGGUUUGCAGGCGUGAACUUUAUUGACACGUACUUCCGCACGGGGCUCUACAAGACAGCGCUGCCGUCCUCGCUAGGCCAGGAAGCAUCUGGCGAGGUUUCUGCUAUUGGCGAUGGCGUGACAGACUUCAGUGUCGGCGACCAGGUUGCCUAUCUGGCCAACGCGGACGCGUACGCGCAGUUCGCCGCCGCACCCUCCGACAGCGCCGUCAAACUGCCCGCGGGGGUUUCGUUGGAGACGGGCGCAGCGACAUUGAUUCAGGCGCUGACAGCGCACACGAUGGUGACCCGCACAUACAGAGUGCAGCCUGGAGACUGGGUGCUGGUGCAUGCGGGCGCAGGCGGUACUGGCCGGCUGCUGAUCCAGCUCAGCAGGCACCUGGGCGCCAAUGUCAUUGCCACUGUGUCCACGGACGACAAGGCGAAGGUGGCCCGGGCUGCAGGUGCCGACCACAUUAUCAUGUACUCCCACGAGAGCGUGCCUGAGCGCGUCCACGAGAUCGUUCCCGAGGGCGUUCACGCUGUGUUUGACGGCGUUGGCAAGUCUACGUUUGAGGGCAGUCUCGAGUCUCUGCGUCGGCUGGGCACCAUGGUGUCGUUUGGCAAUGCCUCGGGCGCCGUGCCGCCAGUCGACUUGUUCAAGCUGUCGGCGAAGAACCUGACGCUUCUGCGGCCCCGUCUGUUUGGGUACAUUGUGACCAAGGAGGAGAAGCAGCACCAUAUGGGGGAGGUGUUCAAGCUGAUUGACCAGGGCAAGCUCGACAUUCAGGUGUCGGGCGUGUACGAUCUGAAGGACGUCGCCCAGGCACACGAGGACCUGGAGGGUCGGAAGACCACGGGCAAACUUAUUCUCCGCAUCCCUUAG
This is a messenger RNA of Linderina pennispora, 966 nucleotides long. Its product is annotated as alcohol dehydrogenase zinc-binding domain protein. The transcript has a single exon. Gene Ontology annotation, biological process: cellular response to oxidative stress. The coding region runs from base 1 to 966 and encodes 321 amino acids. NCBI's taxonomy places the organism in Eukaryota, Fungi, Kickxellomycota, Kickxellomycetes, Kickxellales, Kickxellaceae. The record is from RefSeq and is a predicted model, not a curated record. Gene Ontology annotation, molecular function: zinc ion binding; quinone reductase (NADPH) activity. Gene Ontology annotation, cellular component: cytoplasm.